Messenger RNA from Syngnathoides biaculeatus (alligator pipefish), 2013 nucleotides. It is a transcript of the gene ccdc3b, whose product is annotated as coiled-coil domain containing 3b. The transcript is spliced from 3 exons. The coding region runs from base 296 to 1177 and encodes 293 amino acids. NCBI's taxonomy places the organism in Eukaryota, Metazoa, Chordata, Actinopteri, Syngnathiformes, Syngnathidae. Gene Ontology annotation, biological process: negative regulation of gene expression. Gene Ontology annotation, cellular component: extracellular region. The record is from RefSeq and is a predicted model, not a curated record.
CAGCCUUCUCGCGUAGACUGUACAAUUGUAUUUGUGGCGAAAUGGCAAUUUUUAAAGUUCCCUCGAGAGGUUGCGUGCAGUGAUUUAUUUCGCUCCGCCUAAAUUUGAAUGUGAAAGUGGAGGGGAAGUGUGUUGCUGCAGCUCAAGAGAAGGCUGAGCCUCCUCCUCCAUCACAGACAGGUAUCACUUGGUCGGAGACCACGCAAGCACAAUCGAGGACUUCACGUUUGUUUUAUUUGUUUGUGGCACAUCCAAAGCGCCCGGAUGAUUCGUUGAAAGCGAUCAUGUCCACUGCAUGAGCGCACUUCCCUUACUUUGCAAGUUCCCUCCAUCUGCAGCUCCCAACUCCCCGCGUGGUACCAUGUGGAUUAUUCUGGCUUUUCUCCUGACUGCGGCUGGUCCAGAAUGGAGCGAGGGGUGCCAGCUGCCCCACGACUGGAGACCUCAGACGGAGGCGUGCCGUGCCGAGCUGGCCGAGAUCAUUGUGUUCGCUAAGGUGCUGGCCCUGCACCGAGAGACGUACAACUACCUGGCGUGGCAGAGCCCCACCGACCUGCUCUACAUGGCAGAGAUUGAACUGCUGUGCGACCAGGCGUGGGGUAGCAUGCUGGAGGUCCCCGCGGGCUCCAGGUUUAACGUCACAGGCCUGGGCUACUUCUCCUGCUUCUCCUACAGUGUGACCCCAAACAACAAUUACUACUUCUUCCUAAAGAUGGAUGAAAACUACAACAUGGUUCCCCAUGGGGUGAACUUCCAGGACGCCAUCUUCCCAGACACAGCGGACAACCAUCGCACAUUUGCCAGCCUGUUCCAGUUUGCCAACUGCACGCCUGGUACUCAGGUCCAUAGCUUUACCCCUGAGUGGGAGGCUCAGGAGGACAGCAGGUUGUUGUGCUCCACGGUGCAGAAGGCUCUGUUCGAGGAGGAGGAAAAGGUGAGCGUGCUCUCUCAGAAGGUGCGUUCAUUGGAGAAGGCCAAUGGCCACCUGCGAGAGAAGGUGAAGACCAUGAAACGUCUGCUGCGCCAAGCUCAACGAGAGACGGACAAGGAGCAACAAACGCUCAGCCUCAAGCACCUCUAUACGUCGAAGACGUCCCGAACGCAUCCUCAUCAGGACACCACCCAGGAUCAGAAGGAGCCGCCCCUCAAGAGGGCGCUGUCAAAAAAGUUAAAGUAGAGCUAACUUCUUCAACUCUUGCUAAUGAUCCUGCCCAAAGUCUGUCCAAAGAUGAUAAAGCUUUAAUUACAGUAUCCAUCAUAAUAUGCUUAUUCCAUAAGAAUCAUCAUAUUGCAAUAAGACGUUGCUGAAUUUAGCACUCCAUGAAUAACUUCAGCUCGUGAGUCCACUGAUGAUGAUCAGAUUUCCCUUAGCGAUACCAGAAAGAGAAAAAAAUGGUGUGAAUGAACAACGAUGACACAACUUGUAGCUGCCACACAACACCACAUUUUCACAGUUGGAUAUGAGCGGGGUUGUUGUUUUGUGACUGAAUUGAAACCCGAAAAUUCAACUUCCACAUUUAAUCCGUCUGGGACCAAACUGUUAGUUUCAGGGGCAUCACAUCAAAUGAGCGGGCUAAUAUUGCCGAUUUUUUUUUUUUUUUUAUGUUUUUGGUCAUGACUGUAUGCUGGUCAUGCAAAUCACUUCUAUUGUUGAAUAAAAACAUUAAAUGUAUGAUGUUUGGAAUUACAUGUACUCUAUGUGAUGGGGACGCAUAAUACUUUUUCUUUUUCUCUUAUUUUUGAAUCUAUUUAUGUAAAAAAAAAAAACUUUUGUAAAUCUACUCAUACAUACAUAUAGUGUCAUUUUGUUUUUGAAAACAGGGUGCUGAGCACCUAUUCAUUUGAACCAAUGGUCAAAGAUGGCCUUUUUGCAAGUCACAAAAUGUAAUUUGUCAUUUUCAAAAAAAUAAAAUUUUUGCUUUUCUUUCUUUUUUCAUUUCGUUUAUCGGUUGCCUUUCCUGCCAGCAUAAUUAUUUGUGCACAUUACCCCUGCUUUCAUGGUUUAAAUGAAUA